Molecule: messenger RNA, 4766 nt
Organism: Callithrix jacchus (white-tufted-ear marmoset)
Lineage: Eukaryota; Metazoa; Chordata; Mammalia; Primates; Cebidae
Gene: FLRT3
Product: fibronectin leucine rich transmembrane protein 3
Molecular function (GO): protein binding
Source: RefSeq, a predicted model, not a curated record
CUUCAACCACUGCGAGGUGAAGCUUUAAACUUCAGACUUGGAGGUGGGCUGUGUGCAGUAAACUGGAAGGCUCUCCUUCGCUCACUCCUCAGUGUAGGAGUGAUCUGAAGCAGGACAAGCUCAGCCUGCAGCUGCCGUGGGCUUUGUGUGGACUGGACGCAGAGCUUAGGAGACGGGGGAGGGCUAUAACUCCAAUUCACAGUCAAUGGAAUUACAGCUAUAGCGGCAGUGUAUAUAGGAUUGCUUUUUCUCGUCUUCCUGUUACCGUGGCAACUUUGAAGAGAAAACCCACAGACCACAUUUGGUUAAACACCAUUUUUAAAGUGUGCCACUGGACUGUGGAUUGAUCAGUUUACGUGUUGUUGAUUUUCUUCCUCUUCAUCUGGUUUAAGUAAUACCCUACUUGGCCGUGAAAAAAACAAUGUAUUUUAUGAUUUCAGAUGGUCUCACCGGAGAUGCUCAGUCCCAGUAUAUUUUAAGGAAGAGAAAUAUAAAGAAAAUUUAGUAUGCAUCCUUUUCUUUCCAUGAAGAAUAUUUGAAUUAAGUAUCCUUUACUUCUUAAAAGAGAAUAUCUGUUCUUGUAUAACGUGACUGCACCAGACAUUCUGAAAAAUCAGCAAGAAGCAAAACCUGGAAAUAGCUAUUUCACAGCAGGUAAUCAUACCUCAGGAUGUAGCUACUGUACAAAGUUUAUACUUGGAUAAUCCUGGAUGGGAAUAAAGGUAGGGGGUAACUGCCUGAAAAACCUAUUACUAUACAGGCCUUAGCAUCAUGAAUGGCUUUCUUCAUGAGGAUCUGAAGUUACUAUCUCUGACCACAUUGCACAGAAGAGCCAAUAAGAAUUUCAAAGAGGGCAAUUUCCACUAAGGGAAUUAAGCUACACAAAAGGAACCUUCACACAGAAACUAUCAGAAAGAAAAAAAAAUACAUAGGAAGCCAUGUGUCCUACAUAGUAACAGGAAGCAAAAUUGUUUCUGGCCCCCACUUUAAUAAGCUUGCCCACCAUGCUGAACUGCAGCUGGAAUGUUCAUUGACAACAGCGAGCCUGAUCUGGAGGUGUGUGCGGCAUAGGAUUACUUGAAUAAACGGUGAAGAACAUUUCCAAGGACAAAACAAAAGUUUGUUAAGUCCCAGCCCCUCACCAGGAAAAUAAUAUAUGUGCAUUGGAUAUUCACCCCCGCAAAAUUUACUCACAUCGUUCAAUAAGGGUUCUGAGGUAACAGAAGCUACGCUGUGUAACAACCUCAACACUGCUGACCAUGAUCAGCCCAGCCUGGAGCAUCUUCCUCAUCUGGACUAAAAUUGGGCUGUUCCUUCAAGUAGCACCUCUAUCAGUUAUGGCUAAAUCCUGUCCAUCUGUGUGUCGCUGCGAUGCGGGUUUCAUUUACUGUAAUGAUCGCUUUCUGACAUCCAUUCCAACAGGAAUACCAGAGGAUGCUACAACUCUCUACCUUCAGAACAACCAAAUAAAUAAUGCUGGGAUUCCUUCAGAUUUGAAAAACUUGCUGAAAGUAGAAAGAAUAUACCUAUACCACAACAGUUUAGAUGAAUUUCCUACCAACCUCCCAAAGUAUGUAAAAGAGUUACAUUUGCAAGAAAAUAACAUAAGGACUAUCACUUACGAUUCACUUUCAAAAAUUCCCUAUCUGGAAGAAUUACAUUUAGAUGACAACUCUGUCUCUGCGGUUAGUAUAGAAGAGGGAGCAUUCCGAGACAGCAACUAUCUCCGACUGCUUUUCCUGUCUCGUAACCACCUUAGCACAAUUCCCUGGGGUUUGCCCAGAACUAUAGAAGAACUACGCUUGGAUGAUAAUCGCAUAUCCACUAUUUCAUCACCAUCUCUUCAAGGUCUCACUAGUCUAAAACGCCUGGUUUUAGAUGGAAACCUGUUGAACAAUCAUGGUUUAGGUGACAAGGUUUUCUUCAAUCUAGUUAACUUAACAGAGUUGUCCCUGGUACGGAAUUCUCUGACUGCUGCACCAGUAAACCUUCCAGGCACAAACCUGAGGAAGCUUUAUCUUCAAGAUAACCACAUCAAUCGGGUGCCCCCAAAUGCUUUUUCUUAUCUAAGGCAGCUGUAUCGACUGGAUAUGUCCAAUAAUAACCUAAGUAAUUUACCUCAGGGUAUCUUUGAUGAUUUGGACAAUAUAACCCAACUGAUUCUUCGCAACAAUCCCUGGUAUUGUGGGUGCAAGAUGAAAUGGGUACGUGACUGGUUACAGUCACUACCUGUGAAGGUCAAUGUGCGUGGGCUCAUGUGCCAAGCCCCAGAAAAAGUUCGUGGGAUGGCUAUUAAGGAUCUCAAUGCAGAACUGUUUGAUUGUAAGGACAGUGGGAUUGUCAGCACCAUUCAGAUAACCACUGCAAUACCCAACACAGUGUAUCCUGCCCAAGGACAGUGGCCAGCUCCAGUGACCAAACAACCAGAUAUUAAGAACCCCAGGCUCACUAAGGAUCAGCAAACCACAGGGAGUCCCUCAAGAAAAACAAUUACAAUUACUGUGAAGUCUGUCACCUCUGACACAAUUCAUAUCUCUUGGAAACUUGCUCUACCUAUGACUGCUUUGAGGCUCAGCUGGCUUAAACUGGGCCAUAGCCCAGCAUUUGGAUCUAUAACAGAAACAAUUGUAACAGGGGAACGCAGUGAGUACUUGGUCACAGCCCUGGAGCCUGAUUCACCCUAUAAAGUAUGCAUGGUUCCCAUGGAAACCAGUAACCUCUACCUAUUUGAUGAAACUCCUGUUUGUAUUGAGACUGAAACUGCACCCCUUCGAAUGUACAACCCUACAACCACCCUCAAUCGUGAGCAAGAGAAAGAACCUUACAAAAACCCCAAUUUACCUUUGGCUGCCAUUAUUGGUGGGGCUGUGGCCCUGGUUACCAUUGCCCUUCUUGCUUUAGUGUGUUGGUAUGUGCAUAGGAAUGGAUCGCUCUUCUCAAGGAACUGUGCAUACAGCAAAGGGAGGAGAAGAAAGGAUGACUAUGCAGAAGCUGGCACUAAGAAGGACAACUCUAUCCUGGAAAUCAGGGAGACUUCUUUUCAGAUGCUACCAAUAAGCAAUGAACCCAUCUCGAAGGAGGAGUUUGUAAUACACACCAUAUUUCCUCCUAAUGGAAUGAAUCUGUACAAAAACAAUCACAGUGAAAGCAGUAGUAACCGAAGCUACAGAGACAGUGGCAUUCCAGACUCAGAUCACUCGCACUCAUGAUGCUGAAGGACUUGCAGCAGACUUGUGUUUCGGGUUUUUUAAACCUAAGGGAGGUGAUAGUAGGAACCCUGUUCUACUGCAAAACACUGGAAAAAGAGACUGAAAAAAAGCAAUGUACUGUACAUUUGCCAUAUAAUUUAUAUUUAAGAACUUUUUAUUAAAAGUUUCAAAUUUCAGGUUACUGCUGCGAUUGAUGUAGUGGAGAUGCCUGAACACAAUUCUAUAUUUUAGUAUUUUUUAGUAAUUUGUACUGUAUUUUCCUUGCAAAUAUUGGAGUUAUAAACCAUUUACUUUGUGUUCUACUGAGUAAGAUGACUUGUUGACUGUGAAAGUGAAUUUUCUUGCUGUGUUGAACAAUCAGGACUGCAUCCACAUGAGAUCCUUGUAGUAUAAGCACAGGCCAUUUUUCACUUUGGUAUUAAUAAAAUGUAAAAAAAAACUGGCUGAAUGGCUGAAUAAGAAAAAAUUUAAUUUUAAAAAAUGGUUAUGAAAUAAUGUUCCAAUUAUUAAAUUUGUAUUAUCCCAGUGGUAUUCAAUAAAUCAAAAUGUGUGAAGUAAUGGGCAAUAUGAAACUUGCUGCAUAUCUCCAUUUUUUCUCUAGGCAAAUUAAUUAUCCUUAAGAAAGUUAAGCAUAUCUUCUGAACUGAAUACAUCAGCUGGCAUAAAAGGAGUGUGAAGUCUGUUGUUAAAGCCAUUGUCAGCAAAGCUUUGAAAAUAAAAGACUUCACAAAAACAGUAAUGUAAAUGUGCUUCCAAGUUAGGGGGGAAAUGUGCACUUAGGAAAACAUGAAAACAGGCUGUCUAGUGUAAUGGACGCAAUACCAAAACUGCAUUUUGGUUUUGCCUAUACCAGCCUGAUUUUUGAAAAGUGAAUGAUAAACACAAAAUUGCUAGUGUUUAUGAUGUUUUUAUGAUAAAGGAUGUCAUAGAAAUUUUAUGCAUAUUAAAAAUGUAGUGUAAUUAUAAGCAAUUCCCCUCAACGAUCCAGAGAAAGUAGUACUUUAAAUAAGGAUUUAAAGAAAAAUAAAUAGUAGAAGUCAAAUUUAGAUCUGGUUUAUGUCAAAUGUUUUAACACUGUACAUAAAUGUUCAAUUUACUUUCAUAAAGAUCAAGAAUACUGCCCAUUACUGUCACAGUUUUCCAGAUACUACAGAAUGAACUUGUAAUGUAACAUUUCCUUCUAGCUUCCUACUGAAUUGUGAGCUAUUACUUGUUGAAAAACCAUGUCACUUUUCUGUUGCCAUGAUUUUUUUUUUUUUUCAACAAAAAAACCAAAGUGCAUUGUACGCCCUUUGGCCAGUCUUGUAUGUGCCUUGAUCCAACGCUACAUGUAUUCAGCUUUUAAAACUCGACAAAUUUUUCAUACUCCUUAAAUAUGAAAAAUUAUGGUCUUAUUGCUGAAUAAAACUUUUAAAAAGUACAGAAUAAUUGUGCUUGCUUUUUCAGGAUUGUGUUACUAUCCCUAAGUAGCAAACUGCCCAGCACAUUAGUCCUAAACGUCCCAUGUAUUUUUCUAGGCAUAAAAAUAAAAGUUGGCUAAAAAUUUUAAAAAAUCAA